AUGGGACCUCUUUUUAAAUCCUUACAAUUAGUUGACAAUGAGAAAAAUCAUGUUAUGGGAUAUAUUUAUGAAGCUAUAGAUAGAGCUAAAGAAGCCAUUGCAAAAUCAUUUGAGGGGAAGUCUGCGAAGUACAAAGAUGUUUUUGAGAUCAUUGAUCAAAGAUGGGAAUUCCAAUUGCAUCAACCAUUACAUGCCGCUAGACAUUAUUUGAAUCCCAAGUAUUUCUAUCAAGAUCCAGCCUUUGAGAAUUGUAGAGAAGUAACGAAUGGACUAUAUGCUUGUAUUCAAAAAUUGGUUCCAAGUAUUGAAGUUCAAGAUAAGAUUGUAUCUGAGUUACCAUUAUAUACAAGAGCUGAGGGACAAUUUGGAUUUCCCAUGGCAAAAAGAUCAAGAGCAACGAGAUCUCCGGCCACUCAUCUCCAAAAAUUAGCCAUUAUAGUCUUGAGCUUAACCGUUAGUUCAGUUAGUUGUGAGCGUUAUUGGAGUGCUGUUACUAACAAUGAGAUCCAUAGCAAGAAUAGAUUAGAGCAUAAAAGAUUGAAUGAUCUAGUGUAUGUCAAGUAUAAUCAUGUUCUAAGAACUCGCUUUGACUUGCGGAAUAUCAUUGAUCCAAUCUCAUUGGAUCAUAUUGAUCAUAGUGAGUGGUUGGUUAAAGAAAUGGGGGUAAAUUUUGAAGCGGAAAAUGAAUUGGUGUUUGGGGGAGAUGAUGACUUGACUUGGGGCGAUGUGGCUAGAGCAUCAGGAAGUGAAGAUGCACAAACAUACUCAUACUCAAUGAGACAAAGUAGACCAUCAAAAACUUUGGCAAUCGGUGCUUCAAGCUCUCAAGUUCGAUGUAUUAAUGUAGAUAUAGAUGAUGAUGUUGAUUCUGAGGAAUCAGAGGAAGAAGAUAUUGAAGGUUAUAAUUCUAGUGAUACCAAUGAGAUUAUCCAAUUGAAGUGGAUGAUGACAACUUAG
Molecule: messenger RNA, 957 nt
Organism: Nicotiana attenuata
Lineage: Eukaryota; Viridiplantae; Streptophyta; Magnoliopsida; Solanales; Solanaceae
Exons: 3
Coding region: 1-957 (318 amino acids)
Molecular function (GO): protein dimerization activity
Source: RefSeq, a predicted model, not a curated record